Messenger RNA from Harpegnathos saltator (Jerdon's jumping ant), 2800 nucleotides. RefSeq names its product lymphocyte cytosolic protein 2. The record is from RefSeq and is a predicted model, not a curated record. Lineage: Eukaryota; Metazoa; Arthropoda; Insecta; Hymenoptera; Formicidae. Gene Ontology annotation, biological process: intracellular signal transduction; cell surface receptor protein tyrosine kinase signaling pathway. Bases 224 to 2074 code for a protein of 616 amino acids. The transcript has 10 exons.
GACCGAACUUCUCUUUGGAUUCUUAAAGAGAAAUGAGAUGACAGGAAAAUGGCAAACAUUCUUUAUAUGACGUGAUGCAUGAGGGGAGCUUCGUGUCCAUUCGAGACGGGCCUGGCGAGUAACGUAACAGGUGCACGGAGAAGUGACCAAUCGCACGAAUGGCCGUCGGCUCUCCCGAGGGUGGUGGCCGACGUGAGUGUGAGCGUCGGAGGAAGGGGGAGGAAUGCCUGUCACAGACAGCCGGGCCGCAAAAAGCAGAUACAGAUGCCGUCGAGCGGCGAACGUGCACGUGCGACGCUUUUUUUUCGUGACAGCGGGCGCGGGUGCAAUGUCCAAGGAGCUGUCACGGAGGAGCUUAGCCCUCAACGACAUCUCCGUCUGGGACACGGAAGAGGUGCUGAAGCUGCUGCAGAAGAACGGACUGGAGGAAUGCUGCAAGGCGAUUACGAAGCGGCAGAUCGACGGCGAUGAGUUGCUACACUUGACGGAUGGAAAGCUGGCUCUCUGGAAGAAUGACCUCACGCGUCCACUGAUAGGGAAGUUAUGGGCUUUCGUUCAACAGUUGAACAAGACGCCGGAGAAGUAUCUGCUGGACAAGAACGCGGAGCAGCAGGAUGAUCACUCGAACGACAGUGAUUCCUGGGGCACCGACUUCGAGGACGAGAUACCCGAGGAGCACUCGCAGGUCGAGGACACGCAACGGACGGAAGUCGUGAAGCCGAGUCUGAUGAAGAGCAGGCAGGUGUUUCAGCAGAACAACAACGUCCGAAUGCCAGCGCGAAUGCCGCAGCUGAAGAAGACAGUGCAGCCGGAGGAAGAGGAGACUUACGCCAACUUCGACUCCUGUCAGGAUGAGGAAGAGAGCAUGUACCAAAAUUUCCAGGAGACAAAACCGUCGCUUACGAAAAACAUAUCGAGACUACACAACCAGAUUUCCACCGCGAUGGAGAACGCGACGGAGGAGUCGAAGCGCAGGAGCAACCUGCUGGCGCAAAAGCCGGUGGUCGGCCCGAAGCCGGAAGCGUUGUCAACGAGGAAGAUCAUGAUGAUCACCGAUAAGGAGUUUCCACCCAAGUCUUUUCUACACAAUCGGCCGAAGAUAAAUCAGUGCGUUCCUAAAGAGAUACAAAAAAGAAUGGUCGUGCCGCCUCCUCCGGAGCCUAAGAGGAGCAAGGACUAUUCGUCCGUGGAGGUGAAGAAACCGGAGAAGGAAUUACCAAAACCGCCGGCCACCAUACGAAACUUCGACCUCGUGGCGAACUUGCCGGCGCGAACGGAGGAGAGCGAGGACGAGUACGAGACGUUCGAGGAGAACAUCAUCGAACAACCGCAGAGGAAAGAGAUCACGAGGGUCGACAGCAAGCUGUCGUUGCACAGUGGUCGUCAGGGGUCGGUCGAAAGCGUUUACAAGCCGCCCAGCGCCGCGAGCUACGAAGAGGAGGAGGAAGAGUACGAGAUUUACGAGUGCAUUACGGAAAUGCCGGAGGAUAAUGGUUAUCUGAGCCCCAUUCAGAGGAUAAACAAUGCGCAAGCACCACCUCCGUUACCCGCCAAACCGUCGCUCACUCCACCACCCACUCCACUUAAUCAGAGGCUCAGAUCGGAGAAACUCAAAGAACGAUCACCGGAGAAGAAAUCAGCCACAUUACCUCAUUCUGGUAGUAAUGUUUCGUUGUCAAAUGACAGAGCUACGCGACCGCUACCACCUCCGCCGGAAAGACACUCUUACGUGGACAAACCCUGGUUUCACAACGUUACGAGAGAGCAGGCAAAUGCUCUCAUUAAAGAACGUACUUACAACAACCCGCAGGAUGGAUAUUUCCUUCUAAGACCGUCCAUUACGAACUUGGGUAAUCCUUUAGCCUUGGUCCUAUGGUACAAGGACAGAGUUUACAAUGUUCCGGUUAGAAAGAGAAGCGACAAUAGAUACGCUUUGGGCUCUGCAAAGAUGAACGAGCAGUCUUUCUCGACCGUCGAGGAGAUCGUGGCGUUUUAUAUGAGAGAAGAACUGGUACUGCAUACCGGCGGCAUGCAGACAGGAAGCACGAAAUUGACUGACACUCCACCAAAGUGAUUUUAGUUCGCUAUGUAGGCUACAAGUAUCUGUGCAGGAAGGAUCUUUAUCGACAAUCCCGUUGCGUAUAAGAAUCACACGCGACACAUAAACACUGCCGAGCAAAUAUUCUCAUUGAAUAUCCGAUGACGACGUAUCGAAUCUUUCCAAUCAGUUGCAUGAAACGAACAAAUAUUUAAGCAGUGCCUUUGUAAUUCGAAAAAUCGAGGAAUGAUAAUAUCUUAAAGACGGAUCUAGUUCGUUCUAUUUGCCUAUAAUUCGGUUCGAUAAUUAUGAGUGCCUUCGAUAAUAUCUAUAUAAGCUCGACUAUUGAGCAACGGAUCUCUCUUCUCUCUUUCUUUUUCGCGACACACACACACACACACAUAUAUAUUAUAUAUAUGUCGCGUAAUAUUUUAAUAUAUACAUCAAUAUAUCUUAUACUAACAUGAUACAUAUUUAUAUUUAUGGCUCACUUAUAAGGGAAUAAUUUUAUACGACAUAUUUGAGUAUUUUACUCAGAGUUGACGUAAAUAUUUGUCGUAUUUGUUAUCUCAGCAGUAUUUUUUAUAUUUUCACGCGCGUUGAAAGUGAUGUAUUUAGCUUAGUUAAUCUGCGAUAUCAAAGCGACUGUAAUCGAUCGCUCGCGUGCACGUGGGCUACACCUGCCCUUUCUCAGAACGUUGAUUUUGGGAGAUUAAUGUGAUGACAUGUAUCAAGACUUUAUUAAAUCUUUCGUAGGAUAUA